UCAACUGAAUUCACUGAAUACCAUCACUUCAUAAUUAAAAAUGAAGUUUAGAAGACUGAUCUUUGAUCUAAUAAUUUUAGUCCCUCUUUCAUUUUGUAAAACUUGCAAACAUGGGAAUAAAUUGAAACUGGAUGGACCUGUAGAGUUUCGAGAUGGAGCUUUGGUGCAAAAUGACACGGUUUUCCUGAAAAACGAGUUUUGGAAGGAGGGAGACGAAUACUAUGGAUGCCCGUGCGAAAGCAAAUCUUGCAUAAGACUUUGCCAUAAAGAUUUGGUGGCAAAAGUGGCUGCUGCGUUCAGUAAUAUUAUGACGCUACCCAAGAAAAAAUACAAAAUUGAUGUAUUUCAUGGAGGCGAAUUAAAAACUGUACAUUUGCAUGAGCACUUUAAUGUAAUAGAAGGAGGUGAAUGUGAUGAGGCCAUACUAUUGGAACCAGAGGAGGAGGAAAGCGAUAAGCAUGUGGUUUUAGCAAACGGAUCUCUACAUUUCUCUAAUCUGAGUGAUAAAGAAUUGAAAUCUGUUUAUGGCUUUGAAGAAUAUUGCAUUCUCAAUGAUGAAGAUGGGAAACUUCGCGUUUUGCAAUGCUUCUAUACUGAAACAAAUGGAUUUAAGUUUUACCUUUACCCAGUUUUCAUGAUCGGGUCCGUAAUUUUCCUUUUUCUCACUUUACUUGCAUUCAUCGUCACACCCGAAAUGAAAAAUCUUCAUGGAAAAAGUAUCGCGUGCCAAUCAUUUACUCUAAUGAUGGCUUUCAUUGGCCUUACAGUAACGUAUUUAUCUGGAACCGAUAACCAUAUUGUGGUCUGUAAAAUGUUUGCCUAUAUUGCUUUUUACUUCCUACUCAGCUCAUUCUUUUGGCUAAAUACGAUGUGCUAUGACAUUUUCUGGACUUUUGGAAAUUUCAAGAAAAUGACCGGCUCUUUACAGCAGACGCAUAAAAAAAAGUUUCGCAUGUACGCGCUUUACUCCACAAUCAACCCUCUGAUUGCUGUGCUCCUAGUCAUUAUACUUGACCAUACUGUCAGCGAAAAAUCUUAUUUCUGGCCUGGUAUCGGCUUUAAGAGUUGUUGGUUUCGAUCACACCAUCAGGAAUUUUUAUUCUUCCAAGGACCUGUUCUACUUCUGCUCAUUUUAAACACCGUUUUCAUUUUUGUAGCCUUGGUAAAAAUUACAAAGAUGAAGAACGAAACAGCGGUUCUAAAGAAAGGCGAUAGCAUGACGCACAGGGGAAAGGGUUCCAGGCUGGAAGACAGGCAAAGGCUGGCCUUGUACUUGAAGCUGUUUUUGUUGAUGGGUGGCACGUGGGUGAUGGAGGUGAUUUCGUGGGCGGCCCACAGCAAGCCUGAAUGGUUGUGGGUGCCGUUUGACAUAAUCAACUGUUCCAGGGGAGUUUUGAUUUUUGUCUUCUGCGUCGUCACCAACGUCAAAGUCCGAAAUUCGCUCUUACGUCGUUAUUUGCCAAAGUACGCAAGUGCCGACAUCAAUAGUACAGGGCAACGUUCUUUCCACUCUAAAGCGUCCGCCACUUCUGAUAUUAAUAUGUCAGUGACAAAUGAUGACCCAGCCGCUGCAGUGCCUCUCAAAAAUCUCAGGCAUGAUGAAUCGUCAUUUUAAUUUAAAUAAAUUGCAUGAGUUUUUCAAUGUCAUGUAUAACACUGAUCAUAAAUCAUAACCGAAAUUAAAUCUUAAUUCAUUUUUGUAAAUUAUUUGCAAGAAUUUUAUUAAUAUGAAGUUAUUCAAUCAUACGUAUUCAAUAAAGUUAAAUUUUUUUCAAUCUGAAACACGAUUUGAUGUUUAUUUAAAACAAAAACAAAUACUGUUGAUUCAGCAUCAUACAUAGCCAGAGCGCGCUCUUUGCACUCUGCGAUCUGCGCUCAUUGUGGGCACACAUAAAAUAAUUAAACUUUGUGAAUUGGGCAAAAAUUCCAACAACAAAAUAAUUACAUACAUUUUAUAAUUUGUCCUUUCAGCUCAGUAUUUCUUGAUUAUUACAAUUUUCACAUUUAAGUUUUACGUUUAUAUACUUUUUUCAAAAAUCAAUUUUUAUUAGAGAAAAACAAUAUUUUUCAAGCAGAGCGCGAG
This is a messenger RNA of Neocloeon triangulifer, 2083 nucleotides long. RefSeq names its product G-protein coupled receptor Mth2-like. Gene Ontology annotation, cellular component: membrane. Gene Ontology annotation, molecular function: G protein-coupled receptor activity. Lineage: Eukaryota; Metazoa; Arthropoda; Insecta; Ephemeroptera; Baetidae. The transcript is spliced from 7 exons. The record is from RefSeq and is a predicted model, not a curated record. Gene Ontology annotation, biological process: G protein-coupled receptor signaling pathway; cell surface receptor signaling pathway. Bases 41 to 1615 code for a protein of 524 amino acids.